Lachancea meyersii CBS 8951 is the source of this 1206-nucleotide messenger RNA. The record is from the annotation of a GenBank genome assembly. NCBI's taxonomy places the organism in Eukaryota, Fungi, Ascomycota, Saccharomycetes, Saccharomycetales, Saccharomycetaceae.
AUGAGACUAAUAACAUAUCUGACAACUAUCGUGGUGCUCUGUGUACUUCAGGUAGUAAGGGCUGAUCCUGCGCACACAAACAAUUGGGCAGUUCUGGUAUGCACAUCUAGAUUUUGGUUCAACUAUAGGCAUAUGGCCAAUACGCUAAGCAUGUACAGAACGGUUAAACGAUUGGGAAUACCAGACUCUCGGAUCAUUUUGAUGUUGAGCGACGACGUCGCAUGCAAUUCGAGGAAUCUCUUCCCCGGAAGUGUUUUCAACAACCAGGAUCGGGCUCUGGACCUGUAUGGUGAAUCCGUUGAAGUAGAUUACAAGGGAUACGAGGUGACUGUUGAGAACUUCAUUAGAUUGUUGACGGAUCGCUGGGGUGAAGAGCAGCCCAAGUCCAAACGUCUGCUGACAGACGAGAACUCAAACAUCUUCAUCUACAUGACGGGACACGGCGGAGCAGACUUUCUGAAGUUCCAAGACGCCGAGGAAAUUGCAUCGCAUGAUAUCGCGGAUGCAUUCGCCCAGAUGCACGAAAAAAAACGGUACAACGAGAUAUUUUUCAUGAUAGAUACCUGCCAAGCCAACAGCAUGUACUCGAAAUUUUAUUCGCCAAAUGUUCUGGCAGUGGGAUCCAGCAGACUGGACGAGAGUUCAUACUCGCACCACUCUGAUGUGGAAGUCGGCGUUGCUGUCAUUGAUCGAUUUACCUAUUACACUUUGGACUUUAUGGAAAACAUCGAGAAAAACUCUUCCUUAAGUCUGCAAGACCUCUUCGAUUCAUACACAUUCGAAAAAGUGCACUCCCAUGUCGGUGUGAGAACUGAUUUGUAUCAUAGAGAUCCAUCAAAAGUGCUGGUCACUGAUUUUUUUGGAAGCGUUAAGCACAUUGUCAAGGAUAUGCAUGAUCAAGAUAACGACUUUCAAGCCGUCCUCAAAGAUCAUGACGGAACAGAUGGCUAUACUGAUCAUAUUGUCAAUCUGGCUCUCAGCAAAAAUGAGAGGAACCCAGUGGAAUCCUCGAAAGCUGUAUCUGUGGGGCUAGCAACCCUGAGGAGAUCAGAGAGGAGUGUUGUGACGUUUGACAAAUCUAAAGGCAAAGCCAAAUGGUCAGCAGUUGUACCCAUAAGUAUUUUGCUGGGCCUUCUCGUUUUGACUUUGAGCACACAGAGUCAGAACAACCUAAGUAGUAGAACCGCCACGGCGCACAGUUUUUGA